AAUAAAUUUCGUCACAUUUCGUUGACGAAUUCGGUUGCUUCUGAUACGAAGUGCUUCAGAAAAGUUUUCAAACGAUUUCAAAUCACCGAUAAUUUAUUGAAGACAACUUAAGUGCCUUAUUUGAAAAAGAAAAAUGUGUGCUUUCUGAUAUUUUGUAAUAUCGACCUGCCGCUAGACUCGAAGUCAUCCGUGAACUUAUUCCGUUAUAAUGGCACUGCCAUCGGGGGGAGUUCCGAAUAAUGAUGGCAAUCACCCGAGUCGAUCCGGAUUGACCUUGAAAGAUGAUUCCACUGACGAUGGCGAUUGCCAGGAACGGUUUCACAAGGUGCUCACCGCCCUACUCAAUCGGAACUUCACCAUCAACAACGACGUCUAUCUGGAAAUGAUUGUGUCCCAUCUGGGCGGAAAAUACAACGUGGAACAUGGAAAAUUGCUCAAAUCGCCGGAGGUGUUUACCUGGCUUCAAAAUGCUUUGCUUCAAUGGGAAAGCGAUCAGAUGCCCUCGAUGGACGUAGCAGCCUUCACACUUCAGGUACUGGCACUCAUCGUAGCUGAUGAAUGGGACUUCGUGCGGGUGCAAAACGAUCGGAUUCUAGAUCGAUUUCAGGCGUGCAUUUCCAAGCAAGAGAACCGAUUUCAGCAUCCAUCGGUUAAGUUGGGCCAUGUGCUAGUGCUCAAAGCGACCGCCAAGCAUGCCAUGGGAUUAAACUGGAUUAAACACUCGGGAUCAUGGAAGAUUUGCUUAGAUUAUUACAAUGGUCAGCUUCAGACGAUUUAUAUCACUAAAGAGACUUCCUUAUUUUUCCACGAUAUUUUGGACCGAUUUGGCACCAUCGGCGAUUAUGAUUUGGUGCGGGAGAUUGUGUCCACAGUUCUAUCUCCUCUAUUGGAUCGAGUAUGGAGAAGUCCAGAGAGUGAAUUCGCUGUUUUGGUGAACGAUCCGAAUGCUCAGCGAGUGCUAUCUUCUAUGCUGAAUCUGAUGUGCACUUUGUUCCGAAAGAUGCUGGAAAGUAACAAGCGUUCCCGAGCAGCGUACCAUAUUUUGAUAACGUACCGGUUCGAACGAGGACUGUGGGCUUAUGCUGAUACUAUCCAGGAUCACAAUUAUCUCGUCAAGGUUUGGGAGACGCAGAUUUUGGCCAACUGUACAAGGCUUCGUUGUAUGGAUAUUCCGGCUGAAGACACAGAAAACAAGGAUUUACAUUUUGAGAAGUAUACGAUCAACUUUUUGAAUUACGUCAACUUUUCUAUCCGCCGAGGCAACGUUCAUAACGUGAUUCUAAUGGCGCAAAUGCAUCACCACGCUUGGCGUUUGUUGGGCGAUCGUGCUCCUGAAGAAGUGGUACUCAAAAACCAAAAUAUCAAAUUUGGUGACCAAAUUUUGCUCCUACAGCUGUUCCCUUUGGUAUACGAAAUGAAAUGCUUAGCUUACAAGGAUCUUUCGGAUCUGCCAGACUAUAUAGAAAAGCUUUGCAUGAAGCUGUAUGACAUCUCUUGCGAAUUCACCAUCCGACUUAUGUACGCAUGUCGGGACGUUUUCCAAAUGUACAACGUCAGCAUAGUCGAGCUGGCGAUAAAAUCCAUCCAGGGAGUUGUCUCUUUGCACACACUAUCGAGAUCCCGCGCGAUAAUCGCUUUCCAAGCAUUCGUUUAUGUUUUGAAAGAGUUUCUACCGGAUAUCUGUUUCUUAGUCAACCAAAAUGAUCAUUCUAAAACUGAUCUGAUUUUGUCAAAGCCGAAUUUACUGGCAGCAAUCAUUCAGGGACUUCACUCGUUGAUACAGAACUACAAAUUCACCUGGAAAGAAUGUAUCGAAUCGACUACACUAGUAAAUUUCAUGCUCAAUCUGCUGAGCAAUCCAAAUCUACCUCCAAGACAUGCGGUGCUCGCGCUCAAGCUAACACAGCUGUCCAUCGAACAUUUCCUAGCUCCGAACUUGGCACUCCUGAUGGACAACCUCAAGGGCUCCGGUCUAGAAUUUGUUGGGGCCAUCAUUUUCAAGCGCUUGCACGACAGCAACUGGGAGGUUCGAGACUCAGCUCUGGAGCUGCUCACCUCGAUCGUGGAAAUUUCUGAAAUCAAAUUCCCAUCCUUCCAGAAGCAUAUUCUGGAUUGCGAAGUGAUUCCGGUGGUGGAAUCGGCUGCCAAGAACGACAGCGAACCGUACGUCCGUGCAUCAGCAUUGCGAUGUCUGUCUGUGAUGGUCAAAAUUCGCUUGCUGUGGGAGCACUCCCUGGUAAAUCUGAAUUUAAUGAACCAUUUGAUAACUGUUUUCGAUACCGAAAGCGAAGGCGUCGUCCGACGGGAAGCAGUUAACACAAUUCGGGAAAUAUACUCCAAUCACAAAAUCUCGCCCCAAUGCUUGGACAGCGUGUUCUCGGUGUUAACCUUCUGCGCCGUCAACGAUCUGUACUGGGAGGUGAAAUUGAACGCGCUCAACUUCUGGCGAGUGGUCAUGUGCCGUCAGUUUCAGCAUCAGGGCAUGAUUGAUGGGACCUUCCCGGCAGUUACAUUUUCCAAGGAGCACAAGAAAAUCAUAACCCUGACCAAUCGAGAGAUCCUGUUGCGGUUGCGAAAAGUACUGGACGAACUGGCGCUGCGCGGAUGUCUGGGUGUAUUCUUGACCUGUUUGCAGGACGAUUGUGAUCUACAGGUGGUGAAGGCCACGAUCGAGAUUAUCCGUAAGUUGAUGUCCUAUUUGGACAAGUAUAACUUUAUGGAAGAGUACAAAAUGUCGAUGAAUCCGCCGACUGGAAGCGAAAACAACAGAGGGGUUCCGGUGAUGGACACCAACUAUUCGGAGCACCAGAACAAAGCCAGUAACCUGGUGCGAAGUUCGCAGCGCAACGACGCCGAUUACAGUAGUGGAAAUGUGCCUUGUUUGAUAAACUCGGACGAGAUUAUAGAUUCGAUCGUCAACUUAGACGAUGUUAAUCUGUUGUCGAUAACGUACAAGAACAACCUCAAAGUGGCUGAUGGUGGCGGCCAGGGAUCGGAAAAUUCAUGUAACUGUGAAUCAUCUAAAGUGCACGAAAACUUGUUCCGGAAGUAUGCCGAUGAGGUCACAGCUGACGAUUUUCUGGAUCGUGUGGCCAAAAUUGAUUUCGAUGAGCUGAUACGCGGCCGGGAACAAUGGUUGCGCAAAACAGAGAGCUUUUCGUCUCUGUUGGACGAUGUCCUGUUUUCGUACUACGCGACCGAAGUGAAUGACGCCGAUUGCUACUGAGGCAAGUCAGAUGUAAGUACAUAGUAUUUGGCUUAUUUAGCAUUAUUCUUUAUCAUUGAAUACCAUUGAGAAUAUAUUUUUUUU
Messenger RNA from Uranotaenia lowii, 3310 nucleotides. RefSeq lists its product as uncharacterized. The record is from RefSeq and is a predicted model, not a curated record. The transcript is spliced from 5 exons. Gene Ontology annotation, molecular function: protein binding. Lineage: Eukaryota; Metazoa; Arthropoda; Insecta; Diptera; Culicidae. Gene Ontology annotation, cellular component: nucleus. Gene Ontology annotation, biological process: positive regulation of protein phosphorylation; cell population proliferation; DNA damage response. Bases 209 to 3226 code for a protein of 1005 amino acids.